This is a messenger RNA of Tinamus guttatus (white-throated tinamou), 1624 nucleotides long. Lineage: Eukaryota; Metazoa; Chordata; Aves; Tinamiformes; Tinamidae. The record is from RefSeq and is a predicted model, not a curated record.
AUUGUUCAGUUUAAGGCUAUUCCUGCAGGUGCACUUGGUGUUGUCUAAAUGAAGCAAGCCCAAGGAAUAUUGGUCUACAAGGAUUUCCUCAGAUGCGUUUUCCCCUCCCCAAGUCUCUCUGAAGCCAACAUAAAACAAGACUGGGGUUAUGAAGUCAGUCCUAGAUGGCCUCGCGGACACCACUUUCCGAACGAUUACAACAGAUCUCCUUUACGCGGGCUCCAACGAUAUCCAGUACGAAGACAUGAAGGGUGACCUGGCAUCCAAGCUGGGGUACUACCCCCAGAAAUUCCCUUUCUCUUCCUUCAGGGGUGAUCCAUUCCAAGAAAAAAUGACUGCAGGAGAUGAUCCCCUGUUGAGCAUAAUUCCAUCUGAUCAGAUCAAUAUCACAGAGUUUUACAACAAGUCCUUCUCCACCUUUAAGGAUAACGAUGAGAAUAUACAGUGUGGGGAGAACUUCAUGGAUAUGGAGUGUUUUAUGAUCCUGAACCCCAGCCAGCAGCUGGCUAUCGCAGUUCUGUCCCUCACGCUGGGCACCUUCACUGUCCUGGAGAACCUCCUCGUCCUGUGCGUCAUCCUUCACUCCCGAAGCCUUCGGUGUCGACCCUCCUACCACUUCAUUGGCAGUCUGGCCGUGGCUGACCUCCUGGGCAGUGUGAUUUUUGUCUACAGUUUUGUUGAUUUCCAUGUUUUCCACCGGAAGGACAGCCCUAACGUCUUCUUGUUCAAACUGGGUGGAGUUACAGCCUCCUUCACCGCCUCUGUAGGUAGCCUUUUCCUCACGGCAAUAGACCGGUACAUAUCUAUACACAGGCCGCUGGCCUACAAAAGGAUUGUUACCCGACCAAAGGCCGUCGUCGCGUUCUGCGUCAUGUGGACCAUUGCUAUUGUAAUAGCUGUGCUUCCGCUGCUCGGCUGGAACUGCAAAAAGCUCAAUUCUGUUUGUUCGGACAUAUUCCCCCUCAUCGACGAGACAUACCUGAUGUUCUGGAUCGGGGUCACCAGCGUGCUCUUGCUGUUCAUAGUGUAUGCCUACAUGUACAUACUGUGGAAGGCUCACAGUCACGCUGUUCGAAUGAUUCAGCGUGGUACUCAGAAAAGCAUAAUCAUUCAGACUACGGAGGAUGGGAAAGUACAGAUCACUAGGCCUGAUCAAACUCGUAUGGACAUCAGAUUAGCCAAAACCUUGGUCCUUAUCCUAGUUGUACUAAUCAUAUGCUGGGGCCCUCUCCUCGCCAUAAUGGUGUACGAUGUCUUUGGGAAAAUGAACAAGCUCAUCAAGACUGUCUUUGCAUUCUGUAGCAUGCUCUGUUUGCUGAAUUCGACAGUGAAUCCCAUCAUCUACGCGCUGCGGAGCAAGGACUUGCGGCACGCGUUCCGCAGCAUGUUCCCCAGCUGCGAAGGAACCGCGCAGCCGCUCGACAACAGCAUGGAGUCCGACUGCCAGCACAAGCACGCCAACAACGCGGGCAACGUCCACAGGGCUGCCGAGAGCUGCAUUAAGAGCACAGUUAAGAUUGCCAAAGUCACCAUGUCUGUCUCCACAGACACAACUGCUGAAGCAUUGUAGGCCAGAGACUUCUCAGCAUUGUGCAGAAAGGAAAAAAAGUUUGAAAAAAAAAAA